GAGCAGAUCACCAACCACAAAACCACGUAACAACCGGUCAGCCUGAUCGUCUAGACACCUUGGUUCACGCUUGGAACUCCGUGGUCGCGUCCUUGUGUUCUCUGUGUCUGAACCCGACGUACAAGAGCACGGGAAACGGGGAGAAGAUGUACUCGUCACGGGCUGCUGCCUCUGGGCGCUCUCCGUAUCUGACGCGGACGAUGACAAUGAUGACCAAGACAGCAGACAAUCUCGGUAUUACUCAUGUGCCCGCCACCGAACAGUCCAGAGGACAUAGCCGACGCCACACUCCCCUGCACAGCCACUGUCAUCCGCUAACCUCUUUUCUGGACCGCCUCUUGAGGUUUCUUGCCGAUGGCCGAGCUCGCAUCCUUGGGGAGUCGCAAGAACACACGGAUUGUCUUCGGUGACGUCUUUCUGGCCUGACAUGGCUCUCUGAGCUGCAUCGCACCACGCUCUGUCUGGCCUUCAUUACAUCUCUGCCCUUCCUGAUUCGCUGCCGCCCGCUCGCGCUGACGCCACUUCUGCGACCCAUGCUCCAGAUAUCGUGUUUGUGUCACACCACAUUUCGCUCUCUACCGUGAUGUUCACCAGUCGCCCUCUUGCAGGGCAGCCUCUCAUUACAAGAUGCGUGCAAUGCGCCUCCAGACGCUCGAGAAGAAGAGCUCCACUCUCCCGGAGCUUCUUCUCGGACACCGCGUCGUCCAGAGUGCAUCAGCCGUCGAAGAAUUCGGUAUUCUGGAAGCCAUCUGCCCAGACAGCCCUUGCAUUUGGUAUCCCGCUCAUCGGUCUUAUGCUUUAUAACCUCAAUCUGGUACUAUGAAACACCCUCUCCUCCACCCCGUUGACAGACCUGCUAAGCGCUGGAAGACGAGCGGCGGUCGCCCGCUGAUGGAUGAGCCUUCGCUCGCCGACCGCGAUGCCCUUUCGAAGAGGGAGUCCGGAAUCACAGAGUCAUCGGCUAUGAGACUGCGGAUGGAAGCUUUGAUCAAGGAGAAACAAAAGGAGAUCAUCAAGGAGAUAGAAAGAAUCGAUGGCAAGAAGUUUCAGGUUGACACCUGGGACAGGCCCAGCGGUGGCGGAGGCAUCAGCUGCGUUCUGCAGGAGGGCAAUGUCUUCGAAAAGGCUGGAGUGAACACGUCCGUCGUGUACGGCAAGCUGCCACGCCCGGCCAUCCUCCGCAUGCGCGCCGAUCACAAAGCCAUAGAUCCGGAUGUUGAAAGCCUUGACUUCUUUGCCGCAGGCUUGAGCGUGGUCAUGCACCCACGCAACCCCAUGGCACCCACAGUGCACUUCAACUACCGUUAUUUCGAGACAGCGAAUCCGGACGGUACCUCAAAUGCCUGGUGGUUCGGCGGCGGAUGCGACUUGACGCCCAGCUACGUCUUCGACGAAGAUGCCAUACACUUCCAUAAGACGAUCAAGGACGUUUGUGAUAAGCACGACAAAGCGUAUUACCCGCGCUUUAAGAAGUGGUGUGACGAAUACUUCUACAACAAGCACCGGGCUGAGGCCCGGGGCAUUGGCGGCAUAUUCUUUGACGACUUGGACGCUACGGAAAAGGGCCAGGAACAGCUUUUCGCGUUCGUAAAGGACUGCUUGAAUGCGUUCCUACCGCAGUACGUACCUAUCAUUGAGCGCAGGAAAGACAUGCCCUUUACCGAGAAGGAAAAGCAGUGGCAGCAGCUGAGACGCGGCCGCUACGUAGAGUUCAACCUGGUAUACGACCGUGGCACGUCGUUUGGGCUGAACACACCAAACGCGAGGGUCGAGAGCAUCUUGAUGAGUCUGCCGCUCGAGGCUCGUUGGGAGUAUAUGCACAAACCGGAGCCUGGGAGUAGAGAGGAACGAUGUUUGAAUGUGCUGAAGAAGCCCAUUGAGUGGGUAUAAGAAAGUAAUCUUGUCUUUUAAUGUGAUAUCUAGGGAACAUACAAAACAAUGCUUCAUAGUUUUUUUUUUCA
Messenger RNA from Verruconis gallopava, 1961 nucleotides. RefSeq lists its product as hypothetical. The coding region runs from base 820 to 1890 and encodes 356 amino acids. Gene Ontology annotation, cellular component: mitochondrial intermembrane space; cytoplasm. Gene Ontology annotation, molecular function: coproporphyrinogen oxidase activity. The transcript is spliced from 2 exons. NCBI's taxonomy places the organism in Eukaryota, Fungi, Ascomycota, Dothideomycetes, Venturiales, Sympoventuriaceae. The record is from RefSeq and is a predicted model, not a curated record.